CCAUUUUGGGAAAUCUUUAGGUUGACUGUUCGAGCUCAUGUGACUUGGCGAAACUCCCGCGGAUCUUCGCGUGUAAUAUCUCUCCCCGCAUCAAGGCCCCAGGGUCGCCGAAGACCAACGCGCGGAAUUUGACUGCAGCGACUACGUUGAUUAUGGGGCCCCACUGGGAGCUGGAGGAUUCCGAUGCCACCACGCAAAGUGAGGAUGUGAGCGACGAUGAUGACUUGGGCUGCCCGAGAACUGCACCUAAGAUCUGGCGACACCGGAGUGAGAACAACGAAAUUGGAGAUAUAGGAAGCGCCUCAUCAGAUCAACCGGAACCAGCCCACAGCCCAGAACCCACAACUGUGCGCGUAAAGCAGGAGACGAUAUCAAUAUCGGACGAGGAAUUUGAUGAUGUAGCUGGUUUCGACGAUGGCACGGCCACAUAUGAGAAGUUCAAAAAUAGAAGGCAGACCCAGCGCAAGGAAGCCAGUGCCAGAACACGUAAAGCUAAGGGCGCAGUUCAAAAUUCCAUUGUCGGCAAGCGGCCGAGGACAACGGAAGCUAACUCAUCCCGCAAACGCCAGCGGCAGCUAAAGGAAUAUGGGGAAUUGUCUUCUGACGAUGAUUUGGUGGAACACGCCCUCCCCAGUUACCUUCAAAACCGCCGCGCAACAUUCGACAAGAAGACAGCGUUGCUGAAAGAGGCAGGAUUGAAGUUGCCUCCAAGUUUUGAGGAUGUUGAGUUCUCCGAUGACGAACGCCUGGAAGAUCUGAACGAGAAGCCGAAUUUCCAGAAAGCUUCUCCGUCACGGAAGUAUGAGGACAUACAACUCCCUUACUCCCUAGGUUUGAUUCCAGCUCCAAUUGCGCAAUGGUUACGGGACUAUCAAGUCCACGGGGUUGAAUUUCUACAUGAAUUAUUCGUUUACCAAAAAGGGGGGAUUCUUGGGGAUGACAUGGGUCUAGGAAAAACAGUGCAGGUUAUAGCAUUUUUAACUGCUGCGUAUGGGAAAACAGGCGACGAGCGAGAUGCCAAACGUAUGCGAAAGAUGAGGCGUAGGGGAGACGGCGUUUGGUAUCCUAGAACUCUAAUUGUUUGUCCUGGGACGCUGUUGCAAAACUGGAGAUCGGAAUUGGAUAGAUGGGGGUGGUGGCACAUGGAGACAUAUCAUGGUGCUGGAAAGGAAGCAGCUUUGCAAUCUGCCGCCUCCGGACGAGUGGAGAUCAUGCUCACUACCUACAAAACAUACGUGCUCAAUAAAGAUGCUAUUAACAUGGUUGAAUGGGACUGCGUUGUAGCGGAUGAGUGCCACAUUAUCAAGGAGAGGAAGUCGGAAACUGCGCAAGCGAUGAACGAAAUUAACGCUCUUUGCCGGAUUGGCCUUACAGGCACUGCCAUCCAGAACAAAUACGAAGAGCUUUGGACAUUGCUCAACUGGACCAAUCCCGGAAAAUUUGGCCCAGUGUCCACCUGGAAAUCCACAAUUUGCGUCCCGUUAAAACUAGGACAGUCUCAUGAUGCAACUGUAUACCAACUAAGCAAAGCAAGGAAAACUGCGCGGAAGCUUGUUGAGAAUCUCCUGCCCAAUUUCUUUCUUAGGCGCAUGAAAACGCUCAUCGCAGACCAAUUACCGAAGAAGAGUGAUCGUGUUGUAUUCUGCCCGCUCACGCCGACCCAGGCUGAGGCAUAUGAGAGGGUUUUGGACAGUGAUAUAGUUGACUAUAUUAGAACUUCCUCCGACCCUUGCAGCUGCGGAUCAGGCAAGAAAGCCGGCUGGUGCUGUCGUAUGCACUUACCCCAAGGGGGCAAAUGGCAAAGCUAUGUCUUCCCGGCAAUUUCAAACUUGCAAAAACUCAGCAACCACCUCGCCAUUCUUAUCCCGCAAUCACAAGACUCGCCAGAGAAGCAAGACAAAGACCUGGAGAUGCUACAGAUCGCCCUGCCGGAUCAGUGGCGACAGUUAUAUGCUACAAGGGAUUCGAUCCUUAACUAUGCAAACCACGAGUUUUGCGGAAAGUGGAAGGUGUUGAAGAAGCUUCUCAGAUGGUGGCAUAGUAAUGGAGACAAGGUUCUUGUCUUUUCCCAUAGCGUGCGGCUUCUUAAGAUGCUUCAGAUGCUUUUCAAGCAUACUAGCUAUAACGUCAGUUAUUUGGACGGUGCUAUGAGCUACGACGACAGAACCAAGGCCGUGGACAGUUUUAAUGCCGAUCCUCGAGAAUUUGUGUUCCUAAUCUCUACCCGGGCUGGAGGAGUAGGGCUAAAUAUCACGUCUGCCAAUAAAGUUGUCGUCGUCGAUCCGAAUUGGAAUCCUGCAUACGACCUUCAGGCACAGGACCGGGCAUACCGUAUUGGGCAAUCUAGGGAUGUGGAGGUGUUCCGGUUGGUGUCUGCGGGGACGAUCGAAGAAAUUGUUUAUGCCCGUCAAAUAUAUAAACAGCAACAGGCGAACAUCGGGUACACGGCCAGCACCGAACGGCGGUACUUCAAAGGAGUCCAAGAGAAGAAGGACAGAAAGGGCGAAAUAUUUGGCCUCUCCAAUAUGUUUCAGUACCAAGGCGACAAUAUUGUCUUGAGAGAUAUCGUGAAUAAGACAAACGUGGCGGAAAGCAAGGUGGGCGUGAAAAUCGUCGAUCUCGAGUUGGAGGACAGCAAGGAUGGGCUUGAUGAACAGCCCUUCCCUACGCCCAAAGGUGAGGAGGACGGUGGCGCAAUGAGCCAGCUGGCCGCCAUGAUCCGAGGCGAGGCUACCGCAGCGGAUGACACUACCAAAAAAGUUGUCCCAGCUAAACAUGACCCAAUCCAAGCGAUCCUGGUUGGAGCGGGCGUUGAAUAUACGCAUGAGAACUCUGAAGUUAUUGGAUCGUCAAAGAUUGAAGAACGCCUCAGUCGUCGUGCUGAGAUGGCAAUUGAUGGUACCAGCUUUGGUGAGAAGCAGGUUUUCCAAGCGUCGCAGGACGACGUCUCUUUAGGCUUUUCCAUGAACCAUGGCGGAAAGCGCGUUUCGUUUAAAUAUCACCCUCCAGAGGAUGUCAAGAGACGCCAGUUUUGCAGCAUGUCUAAGCGAUUUGGAUUUGAGAACCCGAUCGAGUUUGCUCUGGUUGUUGAGGGCAUGACGCAGGCACAGAGGAGAAGUUAUUUGGCUAGGUGGUAUCGAGAGCGACAGGCUGCGCUUUUGAGCGGGGUGAAUACGCCGGUCAAGGAUGACGAUGUGGUUCUGCAGCAGAAUAUACCGCAGCAUGAAUCUCCAGGUUGAUAAUGGUUUAUUGUUUGUGAUUCUAGCAUCACUUCUAUAAGCUAUUUUUUAAUGAUACAUGGUAUCAUUGUCUGGAAACCAUUCGUUCUUGUGCAUGGUGCAUGCCAUCAACACCAUAAGCUAUUGCCGUCGGGGAUGAGUGGUCUUACAGGCUAGUAUGCCAUAAGCUACCUAUGAUCUACCAGAAACUUGACCUUCCUCUCACUGAAACAAACAGACUUUCGAGUCGGUUUAUCGCCCUGCCCGAGUCUACAUAGGCGGACAGCUAUACUAAUGAUAUAGCCAGAGAUGACUUAUGACUUACGGUUUCGAAACUCAGGUACACCUAGGCCACUGUACCGACUGGCUGUACCUACGCGGCGUGUCACCGAAGGUUUCAAGACGGCUGCUACGAAGUUUACAGCCGCCGCUGCUUCACGGCAUUUCCGCCUAUGCGGUCAAAUUCUCCUCAUUAAUGCUUACAUUUCUUAGCCAAUCUUGCUUUACGAAAGUGAGCACGGCAUUAGGUGUGGAGGGAAGAAACUCUGCGCAAAAGUAAAUCGCUGCCAUUUAGAUGGGCGACAAUGUAAACAAAAGACGCCCCAGCUCCACGCUUUGAAAAUUGAAUAGUAAUAAUAAAAAAGUAACACAAAGGCGUCCGUUGUACGUUGAAUCAUACAAGCAAUUUGUGUAACGAAAGUUCCCUGACCAGUGGGUCAAAACCAAGAAAGUGUCCAUAAGGCCGGUAGAUUAGGCCAUUUCUCCUGCCACUUGGCAAGUAUCUCAGGAACCUUAUCAUCGAAAGAUCUCCUAGCUUCACCCGUGCCCUGAUCCCAACCAUUCGUCCCAUUAAUCUUCCGUUCCUCAUCGGCGGCACUGUUCAGCCUAUCAGCCAGGUCAAGAAUCGCCUUGGAACCAACCAACGCCUCCUCGUGAUUAUCACGAAUAUCGACAUUGAAUACGUGCACCGGGCGAUUCAAGGGAGCACCGCGGUUCAUCAAAUCAUCAACAACAGCAUCCCAACAUCUCUCCUCGCAGGUAAUGAUAGCAUCGACCAAGCCGCCCUCCGUGCCCAGCGCACCCUUAUCCCCCCUCGACACAUGAUCCAGCCGUGGCAUUCCAGGUAUCCAUUCCUGGAACCGUUCCGGACCCCAUUUCACGCCUUUGUUUCGUUCGAGCAUGGGUAGGACGCCAUUGUUGCGGUACAGCCUCGGGUCUUUCUGCAUCAGUUCGUCGUAUAUUUGAGCGUAAGAUACGGUGUUGAAGUUAUAGACAUUGGGUUGCGUGAUGGAUGGGCCUGGGAGUCGGACUAGAGAUCCCGUGCCAAAUGAGAUUACUGGAUACGAGGAAGGGGGUGCGGAUAGGCGGUUAUGUGCCUCCAUCGACCGAUUUUGGUUGGCCGCGCAUACUGUGCAGAAUUUAAGUUUAUAGGAUGUAGAUGACGGGUGAGGUGGGGGUGGUGUAGGUGAUUCAUCGGCCGUGCCGUCCAGUCCUGUCGAAGGCGUUGAGGCAGAAGGCUCCUGGGGCGGAGGGGGCGGUGGGGGAGGAGGUGGAAUUGGAGUCGUUGUUCGAGCAAGUCGAGGGUCUGUACUCAUGUUGAUGGCUUAUUUCCCUGUUAUUGCGUGGUCUACUAAUCUACUGGGCCGUAUGGUAAAGUCUAACAGAGUUGUCGGGAGCUCAGGUUGGGACGGCAGAAAUUUAUAUAAAAUCUUGUCGGAAGAAAUCGCGAAAUCAGGGAGGGUGGAAAGUCCGAUCACUAAUGAGAUGAACUCGCUAGGAGAUUUUGCAGUCAGCAAUGUGAUUCAACGUAUUCCAGCUAAUUCAAAAGGUAGGCAUGCCGAAUUUCAAUGUUGGGGAUUCAGUUGGUAUGUAUAUUUUGCGUAUUUUAAGUGUCUCCUCAUGUGAGAAUAGGACAGCUCCAAUAAAAAGGAUCAUCAUUUUGAGAGAGGCAUGAUGUGCAACAUUCAUAGAAUAGAAAAUAGAAAAGUGCGUAGUAUACCUUAAUAGAAUUUCUCAUCCUCCAUAGA
Molecule: messenger RNA, 5245 nt
Organism: Blastomyces dermatitidis ER-3
Lineage: Eukaryota; Fungi; Ascomycota; Eurotiomycetes; Onygenales; Ajellomycetaceae
Product: DNA excision repair protein
Exons: 2
Coding region: 153-3239 (1028 amino acids)
Molecular function (GO): ATP binding; ATP-dependent chromatin remodeler activity
Source: RefSeq, a predicted model, not a curated record